AGAUGCGGUGCGGGCAGCUAUUGAACAGCUUGAGCUACUGGGUGCAAUCGAGUGCAAAGACAGCCAGAUCAUUCUGACACAACUGGGCAAGAAAAUGGCAGCAUUCCCUCUGGAACCCAGAUUUUCCAAGGCUGUCCUGCUGUCUCCAGAGUUUCAGUGUUCUGAAGAGAUCUUGACCAUUGUUUCAUUGCUUUCUGUGGACAGUGUCCUGUACAAUCCACACACUAAACGGGAAGAAGCACACUCUGUGAGAAAGAGAUUCAUCUCAAGUGAGGGAGAUCACAUGACCCUACUGAACAUAUAUCAGGCUUUUAAGAAUGUAGGAGGACAUAAGGAAUGGUGUAGAGAGAACUUCGUGAAUGGCCGAAACAUGGCAAUGGUAACAGAAGUUAGAUGUCAACUGCGUGACAUUUGUGCAAAGUUUGGAGUUCGUUUGGAGUCUUCUCGUUCAAACACCAGCAAUAUCCGCCAGUGCUUGGCUCACGCUCUCUUUCUGAAUGCUGCAGAGCUGCAGCUGGAUGGGACUUAUGCAACCCUGGACACCCGGCAGCCUGUAGCUAUCCACCCUUCCUCAGUCCUCUUCAACUGCAAACCUUCCUAUAUUUUGUACAAUGAAUUAUUGCACACAUCCAAAUGCUACAUUCGGGACUUGUGUGUAGUAGAUCCUGAAUGGCUUUAUGAGGCAGCCCCAGAAUAUUUUGGCAGAAAGUUAAAAGGUGUAAACAGCUAAUGCAUCUGAAAUAAUGACAGCUCCCAGUUUGUCUUUUGUAGAUGGGUGCAUCAUUGGUUUUCAGUAGACAAAUAACCACAUGAUUUUGCACUAAAAUAUCAGUCUUUUUAUAUUCAUAUAUGAAUCAACAAAAUAUAAUGCAUUAUUGGCCUUUUCUGAUACAGCACCAGGAGAAGAAAUGGACUGACCAACCGUAUUAACUCUCUUAUUUUCUACUAUCACGUGUUUUUGUUGUCAGUCAAUGGUGGAGUCAUGAAAUUGGAUUUUAACAUUGUUUUUACAUAUCAGCUGGAAAGAAUUUAAUAAGUCAUCUCUUUUUAUCAUUUCCUUAAACUGAGAGAUCUCUGAGAAAUUCAGAAGUGCAUGAGGAUCUGUCCGUGUAGUUUGCUUGGGGCAUGCUUUGUCUGCACAGUGCAGUUAGGGGCGUGCGUCUAUUUGUAGUUUAGCCAAUUUUAU
This is a messenger RNA of Hemiscyllium ocellatum (epaulette shark), 1186 nucleotides long. RefSeq names its product ATP-dependent RNA helicase DHX33-like. The record is from RefSeq and is a predicted model, not a curated record. The coding region runs from base 95 to 730 and encodes 211 amino acids. The transcript has 4 exons. Gene Ontology annotation, cellular component: nucleolus; intracellular anatomical structure. NCBI's taxonomy places the organism in Eukaryota, Metazoa, Chordata, Chondrichthyes, Orectolobiformes, Hemiscylliidae. Gene Ontology annotation, molecular function: RNA binding. Gene Ontology annotation, biological process: positive regulation of transcription by RNA polymerase I.